This is a messenger RNA of Rhinolophus ferrumequinum (greater horseshoe bat), 6775 nucleotides long. It is a transcript of the gene ZFP90, whose product is annotated as ZFP90 zinc finger protein. Lineage: Eukaryota; Metazoa; Chordata; Mammalia; Chiroptera; Rhinolophidae. Gene Ontology annotation, molecular function: RNA polymerase II cis-regulatory region sequence-specific DNA binding; DNA-binding transcription factor activity. The coding region runs from base 1827 to 3605 and encodes 592 amino acids. The transcript has 4 exons. Gene Ontology annotation, biological process: regulation of transcription by RNA polymerase II. The record is from RefSeq and is a predicted model, not a curated record.
CCUGGGAAAGUCGUUUUUUUCAAUCUAUUUGUGGGGGGCGCAGCUCACUGGCCCAUGUGGGAAUCAAACAUGACCUUGGUGUUAUGAGCACUGCCCUCUAACCGUUGAGCACACCAGCCAUCCUAAAAUAACACCAGGGAUUAUUUUAGGCAGAAAUUUCCCUUUGUCAGUGGUUCCCUUUCUCUGAGCAUGGCCCGUAGGGGGAUGCAAAAGAGUUAAUUGAGUCAUGUGACUGCUUAUCUAGGAAGUUGGUUUAGUGGAGGGAAGACAGUCUCAUGCAGAAGUAUAGCCCAGAAAAGGUGUUCAGUGUUGUUGCAGAGGUUGAGAGACUGCUGUGAGUACAGAGAGGGGAGAGGAAAUUCUGCCUGUGGGAAAGUCAAAGUCUAAGCAGGUAAAUUUGAAGGGGAUGGGAGUACAGGGGAGUUCGGAGGCAAGAAGAUGAGGGACAUUUUCCUGAAACUGUUCUCCUGUGUGACAGUGAGUGUAGGCUGAAGGCAUUGGGUAGAUGAGAAUAGAAGGGAGUUUGGACUUUUUCUUUUGGUCUUGGUAACCUGUUCAUUCCUUCAUGUAUUCAUUCAGCAAAGUCACUAAACCCCUAUGAUGUGUUAAGACACUUUUCUAGGUGGUGGGGAUACAUUAGUGAACAAAAUUUAUAAAGGUCUCUGCUUUUGUGGAGCUUACAUCCUAGAAAGAGAAGACAGAAAAAUUUAGUAAAUAAGUAAAGUAUAUGAUAUCCCAGAAGGUGACAGUACCUCAAAAAAAAAUUUAGAGAAAGGUAAAGGGGAUGGAGUGGGGGAGUUAGGGCCUUGUGGUGGGAGUGCAGUUUUAAAUAGAGUGGCCAGGGUAAGCCUUCCACUAAGUGGUGACAUCUGAGAGACUUGAAGGAGGUCUGGGAAAGAAUUCUUUGGAAACAACAGGAUGUGUGUUUGGUGUGUUCAAGGAGCAGCAAGGAGCCCAGUACAGCUUGAGCCAGUGAUUUUGAGCAGGGAACUAGUACAGUUUCUUCUUAGUUUUAAAGAUUGUUGUGAAUAAUGAAGUAUAGGAGCAAGAGGUUCAAAGUUGGGAAUAAAUCACUUUCACUUUCCUGGGGAUAAAAAGUUUCAAAGUCUCUGAGGUGUUUUGGUGGGUGGGACAAAUGCCCGGAAGUGGCCCACAGCAGGAGGUGAAUGGGAGCAGAGAUGGGUGAAAGGGGAAUACCCUGAAAAUCCUUAGACUCUAUAGAAUUGUUAGACUUUUAUUGUUUACUGUGUAAACAUAGUAGCUAUUUCUAUGUAAACACUAUGUAUCCCUUUCUUCCUUACAUGUGUACUACAUUCUUAGUUAGGAAUAAAACAAAGCGUUUGCCAUUGUUAAAGCUGAAGCCACCAGAACAGUAAGAAAUUGGGAAAGUUUUAAGAGAAAAGCUGCAUAUGAAGACCAGGUUUCUUGGUUUUCUACAUCGAACGGGAGGAAAUUGGAAGGGAAUGGGCCUGGUCUCUCUUGACUCCAGAUCCCAAGAGCUCUGUAGUUAGAUCAUCAGGAUGAGUAGAUCCAGCAAAAGCUGCCUCAGGUCACCCAAACUCAGACAAGAGGCUCCUGGGCCACGGGGGAAGCCAAGCACUCGCUGAACCUAGAUCAGGAUAUCUGCAGUCAGGGAUGUUCGAGCUGUCUGUCCGGCAGUCCCCUUUCUCAGCCUCUUCCUCCGCUGACUGGAGCUGGUCUUCAAGCCUCAGCUCGGACACUCCUCGCCUUGGGAAUCAGUGACAUUCAAGGAUGUGGCUGUGGACUUCACCCAGGACGAGUGGCGCCACGUGGACCCUGCUCAGAGGCGCUUGUACAGGGAUGUGAUGCUGGAGAACUACAGCAACCUGGUUUCUCUUGGAUAUCAAGUUUCCAAGCCAGAAGUGAUCUUCAAAUUGGAACAAGGACAAGAGCCGUGGCUCUCAGAGGGAGAAAUCCGAAGACCUUUUUGUCCAGACUGGAAGACUAGACCUGAAGCCAAAUCAUCAAAUCUGCAGCAGAACAUAUCUGAAGUAUCCCUUAGCACAGAUGAUCUCUCACAUGCCACAUCAGAAGAUGCUUGGGAUACGAGUAGUCGGUUAGAGAGGCACCAGGAAAACUGGAAGAGAUAUCUGGGGCCUGAUGUGUCCACCCAGAAGAAAAUAAUCACACCAGAGGAAAGUUUUGAGCAAAAUAAAUUUGGUGAAAACUCUAGAUUGAGCACAGACCUGGUUACACAACUGAACAUUCCUUCAAGGUCUAGUGAAUGUGAUACACUUGGAAUCAAUUUGGGACAUAAUUCAGAUUUACUUAAUCAGAAUAAUAUCCUUGCAAAAAAGAAACCUUAUAAAUGUAAUAAAUGUAGAAAAGCUUUUAUUCAUAGAUCAUCACUUACUAAACAUGAGAAAACUCAUAAAGGAGAGGGAGCUUGCCCCAACGGUACAGAUCAGGGAAUUUAUCCUGGAAAGAAACAUCACGAAUGUACUGACUGUGGAAAAACCUUCCUCUGGAAGACACAACUUACUGAGCAUCAGAGAAUUCACACAGGGGAGAAACCCUUUGAAUGUAAUGUGUGUGGGAAGGCCUUCAGGCAUAGCUCAUCCCUUGGUCAGCAUGAGAAUGCUCACACCGGAGAGAAACCCUAUCAGUGCAGUCUCUGUGGGAAAGCCUUCCAGCGCAGCUCCUCCCUCGUCCAGCAUCAGAGAAUUCACACUGGAGAGAAACCCUAUCGAUGUAACUUAUGUGGAAGGUCUUUUAGGCAUGGUACGUCCCUUACUCAACAUGAGGUCACACACAGUGGAGAGAAACCCUUCCAAUGUAAGGAAUGUGGGAAAGCCUUUAGUCGGUGUUCUUCCCUUGUCCAGCAUGAGAGGACUCAUACGGGAGAAAAACCUUUUGAAUGUAGCAUAUGUGGAAGGGCUUUUGGUCAGAGCCCAUCCCUUUAUAAACAUAUGAGGAUUCAUAAGAGAGGCAAACCUUACCAAAGCAAUAACUACAGCAUAGAUUUCAAGCACAGCUCAUCUCUUACUCAAGAUGAAAACACUCUGACUGAAGUGAAAUCCUAUCAUUGUAAUGACUGUGGGGAAGACUUCAAUCACAUUACAGACUUUUCUGACCAUCAGAGGAUCCAUACUGGAGAGAACCCCUAUGAUUGUGAGCAGGCCUUCAGUCAACAACCUAUUUCUCAUCCUGGAGAGAAACCCUAUCAAUGUAAUGUAUGUGGAAAAGCUUUCAAAAGGAGUACAAGUUUCAUAGAGCAUCACAGAAUUCAUACUGGAGAAAAACCCUAUGAAUGUAAUGAAUGUGGAGAAGCCUUCAGUCGACGUUCAUCACUUACUCAACAUGAGAGAACCCACACGGGAGAGAAACCCUAUGAAUGUAUUGACUGUGGGAAAGCCUUCAGUCAGAGUUCAUCCCUCAUUCAGCAUGAGAGAACUCAUACUGGAGAAAAACCCUAUGAAUGUAAUGAAUGUGGGCGAGCCUUCCGAAAGAAAACCAAUCUGCAUGAUCAUCAGAGAAUUCAUACUGGAGAAAAACCCUAUACUUGUAAGGAAUGUGGGAAAAACUUCAGUCGAAGCUCAGCUCUCACUAAACACCAGAGAAUUCAUAUGCGAAAUAAACUCUAGGAACCCUGAAAUUAAAAAAUGUACAGAAAGCUUUAGCUAAAAUACUAUUCUUACUCAAUAUCAGAGGAUUCUUACUGGAGAGAAAGCUUGAGAAUGUAAUGAAUUAUGUGUGUGUUUGUAUGUUAUGUGCAGAAAAAACUGUGUGCUGACAGACACUUUUUAAAAUAAAAGCUACAUUCUCAGAUCUGAAUGCAGACUUUUGUAAAAACAAUACAAAUAUAUAUAUAACCUGUUGGAAAUGAUAUGCCUAUAUAUUGGACUUUAUAAAGCUUUUUGACAUAUAUGCAGGAGAUCACCAACUUUCAGCAGUUUGACUUGUAACUUUCACUGUUUACAGCCUUUUUUUAUAAAUAAAAUUCCUGCAGUAAUGGCCAAAACUCAUUUUUUUAAAUUGCUUGACAACUGCCUCCAAUUUCAGCUCUUACAUUGAAUUCACCAUGGAAAUCAAUUCCACCUGCAGGAAUUCACCAUUCAAAGAAUUAUACCAACUGGUCCAACCACUUUGUUUUACAGAUGAAGAAACUGAAAACCAAAGAUGUGAAGUGGUUUGCACAGGGUGAUACAGCUUAUAAUGGCAAAGCUGGGUGGAGGAUGCAGGUCUCCUGGAUCUUUGGCCCCAGGGUCUUGCCACUAAAAAGGUAUUUUGAAAUUCAUAGGGCUUUAAAAUAAAUUUUAAAUCAGAUGCACAAACAUUUAAUGAGCACUCAUGAGUUGGAUAUGUUGGGACAUAAAAGCAUGAAGGCAGCAAGACAUGCAAGUUUGUCACAAACUUAUUUGAAGCAACUUCUUGGAAGUUUACAAACCAAAAUGUUAAACAAACUGUAAGUGGUUGAAUUACUACUGGUGAUUUUUUUUUCCUUUUCCCAAUUAUAAUUAUACUUUCAGAUCACGUAUGUCAGUUUCAUAGAACUAUUAAGUCCUCUAACUGUGCUUUUUAUGACAUUUCCAUGAAAAAGCACUUCCCCAAGCUUGGAUCAAUGAGAAAACAAAACUAAGAAGUAUUUUUCCCAAGAUUAAUUUUACUGUAGAGAAGUAUAAACCCAAUUACCUAUUGCCAUAAAAUUUGUCUUUAAAUCAGUUUAGAGAAUCAGCAUAUGUGCUGAGGAAAUAUUUCACCAUAAAAAAAUUAACUUUUUUUUUUAAUCUCUGUGGUGCUUUUCCAUCAGUAAAGCCUGAGCUAAGCUUCAGUAACCCACUCUAAUCCUUAAGGUUCCCUAAUACCUCUCAGAGGCUAUCCUACAGGAAUUUCAAGAACCUUUGUUGGUUCAUUGGCACCAGGAGUUCAGAUAAAUUUGGAAGCAACUGUAGACAUUGACCCCUUUCAUGCAAGAGCAUCUCCUCCCUGAGAUAAGCAAAUGUCCCACCAUAAUGAUGAAUCAUGGGGAAGAGUGAUAUGGGUGAUGCUGAUGAUAAACCUUUCCUACUGGCUUUCUUCCGUGCUAGGUAGAAGGAUCCAUCAUCCUGUCUCAUCCUGGACAAAAUGAGGCAGCUCCCAAACAUUGUAAUUCUUUGCAGGAAAAAUGUGUCUGGAGGCUGAAAUGAUGGGAUGUCUAGCCCAAUGAGUAUCACACGUAGAGCAAGAUGAGCUACUCCCUAGCAGGUCUGCCUUUCCAAGACAUUAACAUUCCAAAAAAUACUUUAUUUAUGAUGUCCCAUGCUUAGCAUACACACAAUGCUAAGGCCAUGCUUGUGUUGUCUGAUACAUAGUGUGACAAUGGAUAAUUCUACUCAGCCCCUCUUCUACUGAUUUGGCUAGGAUGUCUAUCAGGAACUCAUUUUGCUGCUGAUUGUGUGGAGAAUCCUGAUAGUGGACUAUUUGUGAGAAUGGCAUGAAUUGUAACCAACUGAGCACUACCCUACUGUUAUGGAAGUUUAUAAAGACUUAGUUCCUGAAGACCCAAAGGAGACCACUUAUUUAUGUGUGGAGCCUGGCCUAGAUUUGAUCAAUUUCUGAAUCUCACAUCUUCAUUGACAGGGAGGGAGCCCAGUAUAUGUGUAGCUGAUUGAGCAGAGGAUUCUGUAGUCCCAGUAACCAUGCACCAUGCAUUUAUGAGCACCCAGCUUUCUAGGCCACAUGAGAUGCACCCUUGUACCAUCAUUGUAUUAUUUCAAUAAAUAGCCUUAGUUGAAUGAGAGUCAGUUUGUCAUUUUCAGUUUACAGAACUGGCUAAAAUUAAAGAGUGGGUAUCAAGGAGGAGGGAUUAACUGCUAAACUCAUCAGCCACAUGAGUUAGUAAUAACUACCAUUUAUUGAAUGCUUACUACUUGUGAGACAUUGUGCUAAGUAUUUUAUAGCCAUCAUUUCAGUUAAUCCUUACAACUCCCCAUUCUAGGUGUUGUGGUACCUAACUAAUGUCUUUGCCCAGUUAUAGAGAUUUUUUUUUUUUGUCUUGAAAUACCCAGAAGGAUAUAAAAUAUCCAAAAUGGGAUUACUAGGUCAGCAUAUAACCAGAUGGUUUGAGCACAGGAGUAAUUGUCCCAAAAUUGCCAAAUGGAGCCAGGAGAAAACCUUCCCAAGACGGCAGGCAUGAUGUUCCCCAGCACAUGUAGCCAACCUCUGUGCCCACAUGGGAAGGUAAGCAAACACUUCUGCAGUUCGUAGGCAUGUUGACGAUGGCCAUGCUCAGUUCUUUAUAGCUGCUACACUAGUUCAUUCUUACUCAUCUGUUAAAAUUGCACAUGUCACUAUUGCCACUGCCUACUUCAACAAAACUGGUCUCCCUCUUAUAUUUUCACAGAUUACUGUUAAUGUGCUUCACGUUAUCACUUUUGUAUUUGUGGUUAUUUGGUGUUCUCCCCCCACCCCACACUACAUUGUGAGUACCAGGACAGCUGGGUCCACAUCUAUUUUGCUAUAACUUUUGUUCCCCUGCUUAUCUCAGUGCUAGGCAUAUAGUAAUUACUUAAUAUAGUCUUGUUAAACGAGCAGUGGGAUGGAGAUUUGUUGAUAACACUGAGAAGACUGGCUUAUAAAUGAAAAGAUGCUCAAUAUUGAAAUCAGAAUAUUUCAAAAGAAGGUGAGAUACUGUUUCGUACCCAUUAGCCUGGCAAAAAUUUAGAAGUCUGGCAGGAAGAAAAUGAGAGCUUUUAUAUACAGUGUUGGUGAGAAUAAAUUGGUAUAAUCGUUUUGGGAGUAAUUUGGCAAUAUCCAGUAAAAUUGAAACUAAGCA